UCGCUUUGUAAAUAUAGCGUGACCUUAAUCCUUAUCAAGUUAGUACUGUCUUUAUUUUCGGAGCGUAUUGCAGGAAGUUUAAAGAUCCAAUAUAAUUUUCAGAGUGAUGAGACUUAUUAUUAUUGGAAUAUUCUUCUUCUGUGUUCUAAAGGGAAGUGAUGGUACAAGGUGUUUUGAAUGCCAGAAUGUACCCUUCCCACGUGAUUGUGCAAGGUUGACAGACUGCAAUGCUCACGAGGAUUGUUUCACAGAACAAGUUGUAACAACAAGUGGAAACGUUGUAUUCAACUCUGGCUGCCUAGCAAAGUCGCGCUGCUCGACUGUUUCGACAUCGCUUAUUGGUAAAAGGUUGGCAAACAUGACGGAUAAACGUUCAACUGAUAUCGUCACAUGCAACGAAUGCUGUACAGCUGAUUAUUGCAACAUGAAGGGUUGUGGAACACUCGAAGUCCCAUUUGAACAACGUGGCCCAUACUGUUACACGUGCGACGCACUAGACCCCAGGGAUUGUACUAAUGUAGCGGUGUGUGCUAAACACGAGCUGUGCAUGAUACACACACCAGUCGAAUUUAUCGGCCUUCCAGAAACUAUUUACCGAGGUCAAUGCGAAACACAGUCGACAUGCGAUGCAUUGUCAGAAAUAUCCAGUCAUGAUAAUUGUACGCCGGUGUGUUGCAGUACAGACUUCUGUAACGAUCGGUGUGGCUCAACCCCAUAUGUCAACACAACGGCAUUAUAUCCGCACACUACGGAUGGAACGACAUUUACAAUGACACAAGUUCCAUCGACUCGUAUGAGUACCGUUCGUUCUACAAAAGGAGCUACUACAAGUAAACCAAAUACACUUGCCAGUUCAACGUCUAAUAGCGUUCCGUCAAGAACGACCCACAAACACGUUUUACACUGCGAUAAUGUUAACGGAUUUAUGCUUUUUCAAAAUGCCGAGGCGGAGCUGUGUAUUCAUAUUGUGCGGUCACAUGCACCAUUAAAUUGGCAUAAAGCACGAGAAGCAUGCAAAAGAAAUGGAGCGGAUCUUGUUGUUCUGGACACUCAUGACAAAGCCAUUUUAUUGAGGAACGAACUUGAAAUUCAUGCUUCUCGAUACAACAACAACACACGUUAUUGGAUUGGAGCAAAAGAUUUCGACAGCAAUGACAUUUUUCGUUGGGUAAAUGGUCACAAGUUACAUGACCAAGAGGCCGACUGGAGUAAAAAUCAACCUGACCAUUCCAAUAAAGGGGCAGACGAAGACUGUGUUGGCAUGUUAAGAGGUUCUCAUCCAUCUUACACGUGGCAUGAUAUAAAUUGUAGAGCCCUAGGAAAUUACAUAUGUGAGAAAAAAUAAAUACGAAACACUGAA
Molecule: messenger RNA, 1360 nt
Organism: Mercenaria mercenaria
Lineage: Eukaryota; Metazoa; Mollusca; Bivalvia; Venerida; Veneridae
Product: aggrecan core protein-like
Exons: 9
Coding region: 107-1345 (412 amino acids)
Source: RefSeq, a predicted model, not a curated record